Molecule: messenger RNA, 318 nt
Organism: Trypanosoma brucei brucei TREU927
Lineage: Eukaryota; Euglenozoa; Kinetoplastea; Trypanosomatida; Trypanosomatidae
Exons: 1
Coding region: 1-318 (105 amino acids)
Source: RefSeq, a predicted model, not a curated record
AUGGAAUUUCAAUCCGAUGAUGGAAGAAAAAGUUGCGCCACGAUGAGCUCAGCUGGUGCUGGGUGCGGGCUUCAAACCCGUAGGCGAGUUGGACUCGCAGCCGUUCGAUUCGGCCUUUGUGGUGUUUUUAAUGUUGUUGUUGUUUUGUGUGUAUAUCCAUGUUAUAUUAUUUUCUCUUCAUUUCCCUUUUUCAGCAAUCUGACAACCCCUUUGAAUGAUGCCUUAUGGGUCGUGUAUUCUAUACUGCUUUUUUUUUUUCGGUGUCUACUUGUGAAUAAUGUGAUGCCGUGCUCAGUUUUCCUGCUUUUUCUUCCUUGA